AUCCAUGUGUUUCUCGUCAAAUCAAAACCUUUUAAAAAAUUCGUAGCCUCAAAAUCUCUCGAAUAGAUUUAUUUAUUCACCUCCCCCCACGCCAAAUCCGAGUUAAAAAGCCUUCGAUUUUAUCUGUUUUUCCUUUUUUUUUUUUUUGGGUAUAAAUUUAUAAGAAACCAACUAUUGGUUUCGAUAUACUAUUGCUGUUGCUUCUCUUUCUCUCUUAAAAAUUGGAUUUUUUUUUUUCCCCUUCUCUUCUGGGUUCUUCUAUUGAGAGGGAUUUUUGAGGGUCUCGCACUCAAGCUUCAACAAUGGAGAUGGCUCUGCAACCAAUGAGCCCGCUUUGUUGUAGAAGAACACGUUUUGGACACACCCAAUUCAGGAUCAGGCCCUCUAUUGGCCCCUGUAAUCAAUCUAUGUUGCGGUGCCAAGGAUUUGUGAGAGACACUAUAAUGCCUUCCAUGGCAGCAAGUUCAGGCUAUUCCAGAAGGCGGCCUAGAAGAAGCUUGAUUCCCAAAACAAAGGGCUCCACUCCUAAAGGAUUCGCACCUCGACCACAAGUAGAAACGAGCACGCAAAAGAAAGACCAAAGUGAGGCUAGAAAUAAAGGAGAGGAGAACCCUGACGGUAGUUUAAUGCUUUCAAGCAGUGAAUUCACCAACAAACAAAGUAUCAACGAUUCGAGAACAGCUGUUCUUGAUUCAGCUUCGAGUGUCUCAAGUAAUUCAACUGCAAGACGGAUUGACUUGUUGGAUGAAGCUGAGGAAGAAAGUUAUAGCAAAGAAGGGCUGGAUCAAAAAGUUAAUUCAGAGGCAGCCAUAGGCAUUGAUGAAAAUGAUGAAUUUGGCGACAAGGUCUGUGCUAAUAUGCAGACUCUCUCAGUUGUUGAUGGUUUUGAAGGAAGCGUUUCGAGUGAAAUAGAUGAACGAUCAAAUAGAAUAAGCAUCAAAGGGGAGGCAUCAUCUGUGGAGGAUGAUGAAGAUGUGGAAAUAGGUGCUGUGGCUGAGAUUGAUGUGGAUAUUACUGAGAAAGAGGAAACUCUCGAUCUGGAAGAACGUAAGAGGAUGCUAGAGGACCUUGCGCAGGAAAAUUUUGAAAAGGGCACCAAAGUUUUCACCUUUCCUAGCACAGUGAAGCCUGAUGAAACUAUCGAGAUCUUUCUAAACCGAAGCUUGUCUGGUCUAAAAGAUGAACGGGAAGUUCUGAUUAAGGGUGCGUUUAAUGGUUGGAGGUGGAAGUUCUUCACGGAGAGGCUGCAGAAAACGGAACUAAAAGGGGAUUGGUGGUCUUGCCAACUUUAUGUAUAUAAACAGGCGUACAGAAUCGACUUUGUGUUCUUUAACGGGGCCAAUGUCUACGAGAAUAAUGACUUGAAGGAUUUUUUCCUACCUGUUGAAGGUACAAUGGAUGAAAAGGCAUUCGAGGAUUUCUUGCUUGAAGAGAAAAGGAAGGAGCUUGAAAGAGUUGCUGCUGAAGAAGCCGAAAGGGAAAGACGAGCCGAAGAACAGAGGAAGGAGGAGGAAGAAAGGGCUGCGAGAGAAGCUGAUAGGGCUCAAGCAAAGGUGGAGGUCAAGAAGAAGCAAGAAGCUUUUCAACGUAUGAAAAAUUUAGCUAGGGAUUCUCUUGAAAAUGUGUGGCAUAUAGAACCUAGUUUAUUUAAAGGCGGGGACAGAAUCAGAUUGUAUUACAAUCGAAGCUCUCGCCCACUUCAGCAUUCUACAGAGAUCUGGAUUCAUGGAGGUCAUAACAUUUGGAGCGAAGGUUUGUCUAUUGUGAGCAGACUUUCUCCCUCCGAGAAAAGAGAUGGUGAUUGGUGGUAUGCAGACGUUGUUGUCCCCGACCAGGCGCGUGUAAUAGAUUGGGUUUUUGCCGAUGGGCCACCACAGCAAGCCAAAGUCUAUGACAACAACAACCGCGAAGAUUUUCAUGCCACUGUCCCAAAGUGCAUGAGCGAAGAACUGUUCUGGGUCGAAGAAGAACACAGAAUCUUUAGAAAGCUUCAGGAGGAGAGAAGAUUGAAGGAGCAGGCUGCGCGUGAAAAGGCAGAGAAGAUGGCACGAAUGAAAGCUGAGACAAAGGAGAGAACAAUGAAAAGAUUUUUGCUGUCACAGAAACAUAUUGUCUACACUGAUCCACUAGAAGUACGUGCUGGAAGCACUGUUAGAGUUCUCUACAAUCCCUCGAACACUGUUUUAAAUGGGAAGCCCGAAGUUUGGAUUCGAUGUUCCUUCAACCGUUGGACUUACCAAAAUGGCCCCUUACCACCCCAGAAAAUGGUGAAAGAAGAGAAUGGUUCUCAUUUAGAAGCAACAGUUAAGGUUCCGAUGGAUGCCUACAUGAUGGAUUUUGUUUUCUCUGAGAGAGAAGACGGCGGAAUCUAUGACAACAGGAAUGGGAUGGACUACCAUAUUCCUGUUUCCGGAGGAAUUGUGAAGGAACCGCCGAUGCACAUUGUUCAUGUUUCUGUAGAAAUGGCACCUAUUGCAAAGGUCGGAGGUCUCGGUGAUGUUGUUACAAGCCUUUCUCGUGCUGUUCAAGAUUUAGGCCACACUGUUGAUAUCAUUCUUCCAAAGUAUGACAUUUUGAAUCUCAGCAAUGUAAAAGAUUUCCAUUUUCGCCGAAGUUUUGCUUGGGGUGGAAUGGAAAUAAAAGUUUGGUUUGGAAAGGUUGAAGGCCUUUCUGUAUACUUUCUAGAGCCGCUAAAUGGGAUGUUUUCGGUUGGAUGUGUAUACGGAAGGCAUAAUGAUGCAGAAAGAUUUGGCUUCUUUUGCCACGCCGCUCUUGAAUUUCUCCUGCAAAGCGGAUCUCGUCCUGAUAUUUUACACUGCCAUGAUUGGUCGAGUGCUCCAGUUGCAUGGUUAUUCAAGGAGAAUUAUUUGCAAUAUGGACUGAGUAAUGCUCGAGUUGUGUUCACUAUCCACAAUCUCGAAUUCGGGAUACACCAAAUCGGCAGAGCAAUGCAAGCUGCUGACAUGGCCACAACAGUCUCGCACACAUAUUCAAGGGAGGUUUCUGGUAAUCCUGCAAUUUCUCCCCAUCUUUACAAAUUCCAUGGUAUUUUGAACGGGAUCGAUCCGGAUAUCUGGGAUCCAUGCAAUGACCAAUAUAUUCCCGUCCCUUAUACACCGGAGAAUGUGGUCGAAGGUAAGAGGGCUGCUAAAGAGGCAUUGCAGCAGAAACUCGGAUUGAAGAGAUCCGACGAACCUUUAGUCGGAAUAAUUACUCGAUUGACCGUCCAAAAGGGAAUUCACCUUAUCAAACAUGCUAUUGGGCGAACCCUCGAACGAAAUGGACAGGUUGUUUUAUUGGGCUCAGCUCCGGACCCUCGUAUACAAAACGAUUUUGUUAAUUUGAAAAACGAAUUGCAGUCUUCACAUAACAACAGUGCGCGCCUUUGCCUAACUUAUGAUGAACCUCUUUCGCAUUUGAUAUAUGCGGGAGCGGACAUGAUCCUCGUUCCAUCGAUUUUCGAGCCGUGUGGGCUAACUCAACUUAUAGCCAUGCGAUAUGGCUCCAUCCCCGUUGUUCGUAGAACCGGAGGGCUUUACGACACAGUGUUUGACGUUGAUAAUGACAAAGAGAGAGCUCGAGCUGUGGGUCUUGAGCCAAACGGGUUUAGCUUCGAUGGAGCUGAUACGUCUGGUGUGGACUACGCUCUCAACAGGGCAAUCACUGCAUGGUACGACGCCCGCGAAUGGUUCAACUCUUUGUACAGGCGGGUAAUGGAGCAAGAUUGGUCGUGGAACCGCCCCGCUUUGGACUACCUGGAACUGUACCACUCGGCGCGCAAGUAGAAAUCGCGAGUUAUUUUUCAAAUAGGAAAAUAAUAAUAAUAAAAAAAACCGAAAUUGAGUGACUAGAAUAAGAGAGGCCCUAGAAAUAUACUUGAGCUCAGAGGGGGAGUAUUCUUUUUUAGUCUUUGUACAGUAAAUUCUAUGCAUUCAUUUUUCUUUUCUUUUUUUUUUUUUGGCCCUCCCUUUAGGUUUUAGAGUUAGCAAAGUAUAAAAUGAUUUGUGUGUUGCUAGUCUUAUAAUGUUUUCCUUUCCAAUAAUGUGCUUUUGAGUUUUGAUUAUUAUAAUCCCUGGGAAAAAUGUUGGGUCAA
Ananas comosus (pineapple) is the source of this 4093-nucleotide messenger RNA. RefSeq names its product starch synthase 3, chloroplastic/amyloplastic. The transcript is spliced from 16 exons. Lineage: Eukaryota; Viridiplantae; Streptophyta; Magnoliopsida; Poales; Bromeliaceae. Bases 303 to 3785 code for a protein of 1160 amino acids. The record is from RefSeq and is a predicted model, not a curated record. Gene Ontology annotation, molecular function: starch binding; alpha-1,4-glucan glucosyltransferase (UDP-glucose donor) activity.